Malassezia restricta is the source of this 3153-nucleotide messenger RNA. Its product is annotated as DNA repair protein RAD50. Gene Ontology annotation, cellular component: Mre11 complex; condensed nuclear chromosome. Gene Ontology annotation, molecular function: double-stranded telomeric DNA binding; single-stranded telomeric DNA binding; G-quadruplex DNA binding. NCBI's taxonomy places the organism in Eukaryota, Fungi, Basidiomycota, Malasseziomycetes, Malasseziales, Malasseziaceae. Gene Ontology annotation, biological process: chromosome organization involved in meiotic cell cycle; telomere maintenance via telomerase; double-strand break repair. The coding region runs from base 1 to 3153 and encodes 1050 amino acids. The record is from RefSeq and is a predicted model, not a curated record. The transcript has a single exon.
AUGGCCGAGUUGGACAAGCUCGCCAUCCGUGGCGUGCGUUCGUUUGGACCGCGUGAUGUCAACAUCAUCCAGUUCUUCAAACCACUCACAGUCAUUGUCGGGCACAAUGGCAGUGGAAAGACGACAAUUGUUGAGUGUCUCAAAUAUGCGGCCACGGGCGAUUUACCGCCGCAUACCAAAGGCGGCGGCUUUCUGCACGACCCAAAUAUGGCGGGCACAGAUACAGUCAAGGCGCAGGUUCGCCUACGAUUCCGCAAUACGCAUGGGGUCCGCAUGAACUGCGUCCGCAAUUUGCAAGUAUCGAAGAAAAAGGGCGGGGGCCUUUCGAUGAAAACACUAGAGGGCGUCCUGGGCAUUGACGACGAAGAGGCCGAGCCGCAUGCCCGUAACUCCAUUUCGACGCGAUGUGCGGAGCUCGAUACAGAGAUGGCGUCGCUUCUGGGUGUGCCUCGCGCGAUCCUUGAGCAUGUCCUUUUUUGCCAUCAGGAAGAAGCCAAUUGGCCUUUGGCAGAGCCAGCGAUCCUCAAGAAACGCUUUGACGAGAUCUUUGAAGUGUCGCGAUAUACCAAGGCACUGGAUACGAUCCGUUCGCUUCGCAAGCAGCGUGCGCAAGAUGCGCGCGUGGACGAGGCGGAGCUGCGCGCUUUGCAGCAGGACAAGGAGCGUGCGGACAGCAUCCGCAGGACCAUCACGACAUUGCAAGAAACGCUUCUCGAAAAGCGUGUAUUGCUCGAAGACCUUGAUGACGACAUUCGACGCAAGACAGCCGAGAACCAGACUCUCUAUGAUGACGCUACGCGGUUUCGCGAAGUUGUCAAUCGCGCCGAGAUCCUCGAGGAAAAAAUGGCCCUAUAUGCCGAACACAAGCGCACGUUAGAGGCCCGCAUGUCGUACCUUGAUAUACCAGAUGAUGAGCUAGCACGCUUGCUCACAUCGCACCCUCAGCAGUUAGCUGCCCAACAGGCACAGCUAGAAGAACUUCAGCGGAAUAUGCAAACGUACACUGACCAACGUAAAGCUGCCGCCGUCGAGCAUGAACGACUCAUUCGCCGGCAUGCAGAGCUCGAGGCUGCCAGAAGCACGCGUGAGCGCCAACGCAACGAAUGCGCGCAAGAACUAGAGGCGAUGGGAGCGUCAUUGAAAGACGCAACUUGGGACGCGAUACGCGCCGCAGCCACUUCUCUGGACACUUCAUGGCAAGCUCAACAAAAAGAAUGGGACGCGUCGGCUAGAAAUGAACGACGUGCCUUGCAAGAUCGCGAGCAACAAGAGCGAGAAACGCACGAACGCCUCGAGACCAAGUUGCGUGAUUUGCACGCGCGGCGCGAACAUACCCAAGCCUCACUAGAGCGUCUACGAGAACGAAUCCACGCAUGCGAGGAAGGCGGUGACGAUGCUGCCUCAGAGGCUAUUCGAUGGCGAGCAACGUUCGAUGUACUACAUGAAGCAUGGAAAGCCUCGAAGGAGCGCGGCAAAGCUCUUUCCGCGCGCCUUGACGACCUGCAAUGUGGCUUCGAGUCGGUCGACGCCGGCCUGCGCAAUGUACAAGAAGAACUUCACGCGAUUCGAGAAUCUCUUGGCUUGCUGGAACAUGCCUCGGCAGUCUUUGAACGUAUCCAGCACCAUGCACACGACAAACACGUGUGCCUUGCAUGCGAGCAAGCUGUGCCACCAUCUUCGCUCCCUGCGUUUGAUGCACAUAUCGCCCAGCUGCGCCAGCGUAGCAGUGCACACGCCUCGCUCGCUGCGGAUCUCACGUCGUGGGUCCAGAUGGAAGCCAAGCUGUAUAUGGCCAAGGAGGCACAUAUCCAGCGCACUGAGCAUUUCGAAUCCCAUGCCGCCCUGUCUUCGCGCAUGCAAGACGCCAAGCAACGCGCAGAAAGCGCGGCUGCUCGAGCUCGUGGAGCACCACAAGGUCGUCUUGACGAAUAUGCCGCUGAUGCCCGUGAGUUAGAAGCGGCAUUAGAAGACCUAAACCGUGCGUGUGAUGAUAUGACGGAGCCGUUGCAAGCAGCGUGCUCGUCGCUUGAGUCGGCGCGGCAGGAGCGCCUAAAGGUAGAAGAUCGGCAUGAAGGAAAGAGACGAGAGUUUCAAGAUGUGCUCGAUCGCCUUCAUCGCGUCAUGACCCGCUUCGAUGACACGGACGAUGCAUCGAGUCUGGAAACAUGCAACUUAUCGCUGAAACGUGCAUCGGCUGCACUGGAUGACGCAGUUCGUGCCGCGGAGCGUGCCAUGCAUGACUCACAUACCCUUGAGACAGCGAUGCGCGAUGCGCGUGCGUAUGAGUCGAAUGUGCGCGAUAAUGUCCAGUUCCGCGAGGCAGAGAAAGCCUAUGCAGAUGCACAGGCACAACACGCUGCGCUGGACUUGGAGGCGGCGUACUCGGCGCAUGCGAAGGCCAACCAGGUGUACGACGAAGCGCGGCGGGCCGAGCAGGCUCUCGGUGGACGUGCGGCGCAUUUGCGCGGCGAGAUGGCAGGAAUCGAGGCCGAGUUGGAGCGGCGCCACAAGGAGCUUCAAGAUGAUUACAGCGGUAUCUCUGAGCGCUACAUGCGGCAGCUCGUGCAUAUCAAGGUGGCUGGCAUGGCAAAUCGCGAUCUCGAUACGUACUGUGCCGCAUUUCAACAGGCCAUCUUGCAGUACCAUGGAAUCAAGAUGGAAGAGGUGAACCAGACUCUCGAUUACCUAUGGAAAAAAACCUAUCAAGGCACUGACAUUGAUUCAGUGUGCAUUCGGGCCGACAGCGAUGGCACGAGUGGCGGUCUUCGUGCCUACCAGUACCGUGUGUGCAUGCGCAAGGACGGCAUCGAGCUUGAUAUGCGUGGUCGAUGCAGUACGGGCCAAAAAGUACUCGCCUGUAUCCUUAUCCGCCUGGCAUUGGCCGAUUCGUUUGGCGGGGCCUGUGGCUGCAUGGCACUCGAUGAGCCGACCACGAACCUCGAUCGUGAAAACGUCGAGGCGCUUGCUGCAAGCCUCGUAGACCUCCUUGCUGAGCGGCAGCACCAGCCCAACUUCCAGCUCAUUGUCAUCACCCACGACGAGGAGUUCCUGACGCGCCUCUCUCAGUCAGAUGCCUUGGAGCACUAUUGGCGCGUCUCAAGAGAUACACACUUACAUUCUACAAUCGAGCGAGACAUCGUCCAGCGCUCCUAG